AACCCAUGAACGGCAUAGUAUCAUGGCAGCGGCUAAGCUACAUAUUGAUGACUCUCGUCGGGAUCCAAUGCUUCUUCUUAUACCACAGCAUCGGAAGUAGCGAGCCUACUCAUCUUCCAAGACCUGCGCGACUCACCGAGAUCUCUGCCGAGGCGUCUGGAUAUGCUGAUCUCGAGUCAACGACGCAGUCAAAUGCAACAAACGAGUACUUUUUUAACGAAUACGUGGAUUCACUUACCGCAGAGCAAUGCGAGAUUGCUUUCCCCGACAUCUAUUACGAAGCGGAGCGCGCUACGAGAUACUGGAAGAAGCGAAAUCACAUCAUAUCCGGAGAUGACCUCCAUAUGCCUCCCGAUGGGCAUGUCAGGUUUCUCAUACACCGCAACGAACUUCGUAUAAUCAACUCCAGCAAUGCCUAUUCCGCGCUAGGCCGCGGAGAACGCGCUUUGGCAGUGACCAAUCUUCUUCACCGAGCCGUUGAAAGCGCGAAGGCUGGUGGCGAGAGGCUUCCCACGAUCGAGUUCACGGUGUCUCUGUUAGAUAUUACUGAGCCACCAACUUUACACGACACGUAUACAACCUGGGUCUGGACGCGGGAACUGGCCGAUGAUACUACAGAGCGCGGGAAAAAGCAGCGCCGCUUCUGGGUUAUGCCGAACGUCGAAUUCUAUGCUUCCAUGGACAGGAACUUGGGUGCCUACCAUGAUGCUCGUCAUCGAGCUGCUCAGCACGAUUCUUCCCUCGAAGAUAAGAUACCCGAAGCAGCUUGGCGCGGCACAGCUUGGGUGAAUCCAGAGCUUCGUGGUGGACUGGUGAACAAGACCAAAGGCAAGCCCUGGGCUUCUGUUCACACCAUCGACGCGAAUGACCCAAAACACGCUCAUCAACUCAGAAUGGACGAGUUCUGCUCCUACCGAUUCGCAAUUCAUACCGAAGGAAUCGCAUAUUCGGGUCGAUUGCAGUAUUUGCUCAAUUGCGACAAUCUACCCAUCAUCCAUAAGCUCGCUUGGACGACGCAUUGGAAUCAUCUACUCAUUCCCGAAGGCCCUCAACAGAAUUACAUCCCCGUCAAGCGAGAUUGGUCCGACCUUGAGAGUCAAGUGAAGUUCUAUACUGAGAACCCAUUCAACGCGAAUAUGAUUGUGAAGAAUCAUCUCAAGACCUUCCGGGACAGGUAUCUAACGAGAGCGGCUACGAGUUGUUAUAUUAGGAGGUUAAUGCAUGAGUAUGCGAGUGUGAGCUGGAGACCUGAAGUGGACGAGAGUGUCUCUAGACGAAAUGACACGAAAACGGCAGCUAGUAAAGUUGUGAGGAGGAGAGGGCUGAGUUUUGAGGAGGUGAUGUUGAAUCCUCAUGAUUUCAGGAAUGCCAGUGACUUUUAUGGAAAUUGGGACUACGAGUAGUCUGACUCGUUGGAAAGAUAUCCCCCAUCUGUUUUGAAGUCCUUUUGUGCGAGUAUGUAGUAUAUGUCAAGUCAAUCGAGCAUUUCCC
Messenger RNA from Sphaerulina musiva SO2202, 1491 nucleotides. RefSeq lists its product as uncharacterized. NCBI's taxonomy places the organism in Eukaryota, Fungi, Ascomycota, Dothideomycetes, Mycosphaerellales, Mycosphaerellaceae. The record is from RefSeq and is a predicted model, not a curated record. The transcript has a single exon. The coding region runs from base 6 to 1403 and encodes 465 amino acids.